Paramuricea clavata is the source of this 1218-nucleotide messenger RNA. The record is from the annotation of a GenBank genome assembly. NCBI's taxonomy places the organism in Eukaryota, Metazoa, Cnidaria, Anthozoa, Malacalcyonacea, Plexauridae.
AUGGGAGAACUUCACCUGUGCUGGAUGGGUAAUAUUGAACAAUUGAAGCAGUUUGUGAGCGAUAACAUAGAGUUAAAUGGCGUAUGGGUCUCGCCAGGCGGAGACAAGAAAAAAUAUAGCGAUGGCGACACUUCAAUAUCGUGGCGUAAAGGCAAUAAAGUUCUGCGAAUAGAAGGUAAAGGGAAGAACCAGAUAAAUGCUAAGUUAUGUUCAAUAAUAUGCAAUUCUGGCAUAUCGCUCGAGGAAGCUGGUGCUGCGAAUAAUCUAAGUAGCGUUUCCCAUUGUAGAACGAGCGAGCUAUCUGUUGAAAUGGAGGGCGUUAAAUUGGACAUAGCAAUUGCUGAGAGGGACAUUGGUAAUAACAAAUUUACUAUUGAAAAUGUUGAAGCCCGCUUAAAUAAGUUAACAGAGGAAUUCGGAAAAGUUAGUCAACAACUUGAUAAUUGUCGUGAGGCAGAGACAUAUUUCUUAAACAAUCAACACAAGGAUCGUUCUUCACCCACAUUUGAAUAUUCUAAUAUGGCUGACAUGGGCCACUCUACGCGGGAAAAGCUUUGUUAUGAAAAAGCCACUAGUACAAUAGAUUUAACCGUAAACAAUCAAAUUAAUGACGUUGAUAGUGUUGUUGAAUCUUCCCCGGACAACAUGCCACACAUCGAAAUAUUAGACAAAGCCUCUAGUACAAUAGAUUUAACUGUAAACAACCAAAUUAACGAUGCUAAUGUUGUUGAGUUUUCCCCAGAGAACACGCCACCCAUUGAAAUACUAGACAGAGCUACAGAAAAUAGCCGUUCCAAUCAGUCAUGCAUAAUACUGAAUUCCUGUUCUGGCUCAUCAAAACAAGAUGCAAUACCAUUAGAUGUCUGUAACCAGACUGACGAGAUAUGUGAUAAAACAAAUUUUCAAAGUAUUUCACCCCGAAUUCAAAGUAUUUCAACCCGAAUUACUACUCGGCGGCCUCCUGUAAACAUAGUCCCUAAACAUAAUUCGACUGCUCUGGUCGGAAACCAGAUCGAUAAGAUAUAUGAUGAAACAAACUUUCAAAGUAUUCCAACCCGAAUUACUACGCGGUGGCCUCUUAAACGAAAGACUACUCGUAGCCGAAAAUUGUAUAGAAAGCAAAUGUCUGACAGGCAGGGUUUUUGCCCGGUUCCAAUAUUCAACCAAACCGAUUGGCAUCAAUACCUAGAUUAUGUCUCGGAAAUAAUGCGUCAAUAA